Hypomesus transpacificus is the source of this 2742-nucleotide messenger RNA. Its product is annotated as leucine-rich repeat-containing protein 4-like. The transcript has 2 exons. Gene Ontology annotation, biological process: excitatory synapse assembly; postsynaptic density protein 95 clustering; modulation of chemical synaptic transmission. Gene Ontology annotation, molecular function: protein binding. Lineage: Eukaryota; Metazoa; Chordata; Actinopteri; Osmeriformes; Osmeridae. Gene Ontology annotation, cellular component: plasma membrane; glutamatergic synapse; postsynaptic density membrane. The coding region runs from base 638 to 2635 and encodes 665 amino acids. The record is from RefSeq and is a predicted model, not a curated record.
GGAGCUCUCUCUCCACAGACAGAGUGGCUGACGCGCGGCGGACACACACACACACCAGGACCUGACGGAACUGGGGAUUUUUAAUUCUUUCAUUCACUCACUUUUUCGCCCCCCUUCCUCCUCCUCCUCCUCCUCUUGUUGUUUUGGCGUGGGCUUUUGCUGCGUUAUGGAUCGAUGUGAUUCCCCAGUGAUGGAGCUGGGUGCCGGGAUCUGCAGCCAGGGAGCAAGGCAGUCAGGGGGGGCAGCAAGGCUCCAAGCACCUGUCUAGCAUUCCUGGUCUCCGUACCCCCCUCCGAGGGCUCUCACUCUGCUCUGCCUCCCGCUAACCAGGAGCCAUUUUGUUCCGUUGGUUAACAGAGGGCCACCUCACUUUUGAGGAAAGGGAAAACAGCAACAACAAAAGAUCUAUGUUUUUACCCCUCUCCAUGGAUGGGAGCUAUAAAUGAUUGCGACGAAUGAUCGCUAUUUGUGAUAUUCCGAGGAGGGAAGAAAGAUCACUUUCAAACUAAUGAGCGUCUCCCUGUGCUGUCGAUGGAAGCUGGGAGCCUUGCCAUGCUCCAGCCAGGGUAGGGUGGUCCGUCCUCCACUGCCGGCCUCUGUCUCCCCCCACCAUGCAGAAUAAUGAGCCCUCCACACCAUGAGUCCUCUGGGCCGGGUUACUCUGCAGCCUACCUGGAACGCAGCCCUGCUUGCCGUGCUCUCCCUCAUGCUGCCAGCUCUCGGUAUGUGCCAGGCCGCGGGCCCCGCUCGGGGCCCUGCCAGCCCCCAGAACUGCCCAGGUGUGUGCUCCUGCUCUAACCAGCUCGUCAAGGUGGUGUGUACCCGUCGAGGCUUGGUCAGGGUGCCCCCGAACAUCCCCAGCAACACCAGGUACCUCAACCUGAUGGAGAACAGUAUAGAGACGAUCCAGGCGGACACCUUCAGGCACCUUCACCACCUGGAGGUGCUCCAGCUGGGGAGGAACGCCAUCAGGCAGAUCGAGGUGGGGGCCUUCAAUGGCCUGACCAGCCUCAACACCCUGGAGUUGUUUGACAACAGACUGACGGUCAUUCCCAGCGGGGCGUUCGAGUACCUGUCCAAGUUGAGGGAGCUGUGGCUGAGGAACAACCCCAUCGAGAGCAUCCCCUCCUACGCCUUCAACCGAGUGCCCUCGUUGAUGCGCCUGGACCUGGGCGAGCUCAGGAGGCUGGACUUCAUCUCGGAGGGAGCCUUCGAAGGACUGCAUAACCUCAGGUACCUCAACCUGGGGAUGUGCAACUUGAGGGAGAUGCCCAUCCUCUCUCCCCUGGUGGGGCUGGAGGAGCUGGAGAUAUCUGAGAACCUCUUCCCGGAAGUGAAGCCCGGAGCCUUCCGCGGGCUCAAGUCCUUGCAGAAGCUGUGGAUAAUGAACUCCGCCAUCACCACCAUCGAGCGGAACGCCUUUGACGACAUCACCGCCCUGGUGGAGCUGAACCUCGCCCACAACAACCUGUCCUCGCUGCCCCAUGACCUCUUCAUGCCCCUGCAGUACCUGGUGGAGCUGCACCUGCACCACAACCCCUGGCGCUGUGACUGCGACGUGGUGUGGCUCUCCCUGUGGCUCAGGGAGAACAUCCCCACCAACUCCACCUGCUGCGGCCGCUGUCAUUCCCCCGCCCACAUGAGGGGGCGCUACCUGGUGGAGGUGGACCAGACCACCUUCCAGUGCUCGGCCCCCUUCAUCCUGGACGCUCCGAGGGACCUCAACAUCUCAGCCGAGAGAGUGGCGGAGCUCAAGUGCCGCACGGCCGCCAUGAGUUCCGUGCGCUGGCUGCUCCCCAACGGCACGGUGCUAACCCAUGGCUCGGCCCACCCCCGGAUAUCGGUCCUCAACGACGGCACGCUGAACUUCUCCAACGUUCUCCCGUCCGACACGGGGGUUUACACCUGCAUGGUGACCAACAUGGCGGGGAACUCCAACGCCUCGGCUUACCUGAACGUCAGCAACGCCGAGCUCAACACGUCCAACCUGUCCUACUUCACCACGGUGACCGUGGAGGUCCUGGAGCCCACCGUGGAGGAGACCCCCAAGCCCAAGCCCACCAUCCCCGCCUCGCCCUCCGUCUUUCAGCCCGUCUUCAUCUCCACGCCCACCGUGCUGCUCCAGAACACCCAGACCCCCCGGCAGGUGUCCGUGCCCACCGCCAAGGGUCCGGUGCGGCCCGCCGCCAGCCUGGACGAGGUGAUGAAGACCACCAAGAUCAUCAUCGGCUGCUUCGUGGCGGUGACUCUGCUGGCGGCCGCCAUGUUGAUAGGGUUCUACAAGCUGCGCAAGAGGCACCAGCAGAGGAGCACGGUGGCGGCAGCGCGGACCAUGGAGAUCAUUCCGGUGGACGAGGAGGUUCCACCGGUCCCGCCUCCCACCUCGGGCUCCAGCGGGUCGGACGACACGGGCUUGGUACUGCCGACGCUUGUGGAACACAACAGUGGCACCUUCAAGGCUGGGUACGUGUCGUCGUCAUCGUCUCGCAGAGCAGCCUACUGGACCCAGAACCACCUGGGCAGCUCCCUGCAUCGCUCCAUCCGACAGCACCACAGCCACAUCAGCACCAUCGCUGAGCCCUAUGUGAUUAAGACUACUCACACCAAGGAGAAGGUGCAGGAGACCCAGAUCUAAGGGAACUCUGUAUGGAUCUAACCCAGACUACGACCAGUCCUUCUCUUUGCUCACCAGUCCAUGCAAUAGGAUGCACGAAGAACAAAACGGUAACUUUCUUUUGUACA